Messenger RNA from Ogataea philodendri, 2709 nucleotides. RefSeq lists its product as uncharacterized. The record is from RefSeq and is a predicted model, not a curated record. The coding region runs from base 1 to 2709 and encodes 902 amino acids. Lineage: Eukaryota; Fungi; Ascomycota; Pichiomycetes; Pichiales; Pichiaceae. The transcript has a single exon.
AUGUUUUCCAAGAUCUCUCAGAUCGGCAAGAACUUGACCGAUGAGUUUUCGCGGAUCAACGAGGAGGUGAGCAGCACGCGGAAACAGAGCCCCGGUGCACCGAAUGGCGGGAUAGACCCGGCCACCGCGACAAAAAUCCUGUCCACGCAGACGCCUGACCCUGAAGGGAUGACCCAACCGAGGGAAAUGAGCUCGUCCGAGCCGAGCAGUGACAACAGUGUGGUCAAUUUGAAUGUCCCGGGCACAAACAUACGGUAUUCGGAUCUGCCCGCAGAGAUCAGGGGCCGUUUGCGUAAGUUCUCCAAAUACGACGAAAAGUACCCGAUCUUGUUCGAGGCCUAUAAGGCCGAGAGGCGCAAGACUGCGGUGAUUGGUGCGUUUGAAAAGAUGUUGGCGGAUGUGAGUCCGUGCACGAGCAUUGGCGAGAUCGACGCUGUGAGAGACUAUUUGAGUGGACUACAGUCGAGCAAGAAGUUAUUAGAGACAGAGUUGCGGCAGGCCGAGGCCAAGAACAAGGCCAAUUUAGAGGAGAUAGAGAAGUUACGGGCUAGUCCAUCGGGCGAGGCCAGUUCAGAGGAGGUGGAGAAGCUGAAAGCAGAGCUGGAGACAGUUAAACAGGAGCUUGAGGCUUCGAGGGCCAGUGAGUCUAAGAAAGAGGAAGAAAAGACCGAGUUGGCUACCAAAUUAAAAGAGAAGGAGGAGUUGGUUGACAAGGUGCAGAAGUCGUUGGCCGAGUCUGUUGAGGCGAAACAAGUCGUGGAAGGUAAGGUUGCAGAGCUGGAAAAGUCUGUGGAGUCCAAUAAAAAACUGACUCAGUUGUUCAAAGACAAGGUUUCAUCGCUGAAUGAGGAGCUCAAGUCCCAUAACGAGCCGGAGCCAACCACGUGCGGGCCGAAGAAGGGGAAGAAGAAGAAGGGUGUCAAGAAGCAGGAGGUUAACGAAACAGAGGUGAUUGAGCUGCGACACAAGGUGGAGACUUUGGAGCGCCAAGCUUCUGAGGCUGAGGCGUUGCAAACGAAAGCUACCGAGCUCGGAAAAGAGGUGGCUGCGCAGAAGGAGGAGAUAGAGAACCUGCGUGGCAUGUUGCGCGAUGUUGGCGACUCAUUGGUCACCAGCAAAGAUGAGCUUAAGAGUCUUCAGGAGACGCACAAGCAAAAGAUUUCGGAGCUCGAAGCCGUCAAGUCUGAGCUGGAGUUCUUGCGGAUCCAGAACUCGGACGCGUUGAAGGACCACGAGCGUGCACGGUCGUCUUUGGAGAAGAAGAUCGCCACGUUGGAGAAAGAGCGGCCUGCAGACUCUGGCGGUGAGAAGGAGAUCUUGAUACAGAACCUCAAGAAACAGAUUGAGGACCUCAAGGCUGGGUUCGACAAGAAUUUCCAGACCGUUGGCGAAGAGAACGCACAGUACCAGAAACGCAUAAACAGUUUGGUGAAAGAAAAAGCUGGUUUAGAGAAAGAUUUGAACGACCUGAGCGGAUUAAAAGAGCGCGAGGUGCAGCUGAAGCUGGAUCUCUCGAGCGCACAGUCGUCUUUGGCACGCAAGGACAGACUGAUCAACGACAAGGAGAGCCGGCUGAAGUACUUGGAGGAGGAAAAGGCACGUCUCAACGACACGGUGGUGGAGCUCAAGGUGCAGGUGAGCGAGCUGAAAUCGCAAAUGUCGUCCAACACAGAGGCCAAGAACGCGGCCGUGACAAAGACAGAGACUCUGCGACAGGAAUACAAUGAGCUGAUGCUCCGGUUGAACAAGGUGAGCACGGAGAACAACAAGCUGGUGAAGAACUACGAGGAGAUCAAGGACCGGUACGAGGACCUCAAGAACUCAAAGGUGAGCUCUUCGGACCAGGUGGACUCGAUCAAGCGUCGGUGCGAGGAGCUUUUGAUGCGCAACCGGGAGUACGAGAGUCGGACCGACGUUUUGCAGGACGAGCUUUCUGAGGCACGGUCGAUGCUCCAGGAGCGUACGCGAGAGGCCGGUACGAUCAGACAGCUGCUUGUUGACACGGAAGAGUCACAGAACAACAAGUUGAAGGACCUGAAUGCCCGGCUGGAUAGAGUGGCCGAGGAGCGGGACAUUCUUGAACGGGAGUCGACUUUGACACUGAAGAAGAAACAGCGCGAACUGGACGAGAUGAAGGCCAACCUGGAGGACCUGCGGGACCAGCUGGACGGAUUGCGUCGUGAGAAGGACGAGGUGGAGGCCCGGGUGGCGGAACAGCAAAAGAGUCUUGCCUCGGCCAAGCCAGCUGCCAACGGACAGUCUGAGGCGUCUUCCGAGCGCGACUACAAGCUCGUGGAGUCUCUGCGCGAGUCGUUGAAGGACAGCGAGACGCGUCUGAGAGACGUGGAGGCGAUGAACGGCAAGCUGCGCAAGAUCAACGAGGAGUCCUCGCAAAAACUGAUCCGGCUCAACAAAAAGUACAAGCUUCUUUCGCAGCAGUACCGCACAACCAGAGAAAGACGCGAGUCCAUUGCAAGCGUCGAGUCUGGCCAGACGUCCCCGAUCAUGAGCCGUGCCGGAAGCAUAGUGGAGCCGCCUGCUCCCGAGGCAGUUGCGCCAGACACACAGGAGAAAAUGGAGUACGUGAAGAACGUGAUUUUAGGAUUCCUUGAACAUAAAGAACAGCGGGGAAUUCUGCUUCCUGUGAUCAAGACGUUGUUGUUUUUGACUGACAGCGACGAAAAACGGUUGAUGGCAUCUGUUCCGUAA